Messenger RNA from Terrapene triunguis (Three-toed box turtle), 1594 nucleotides. It is a transcript of the gene LRCH4, whose product is annotated as leucine rich repeats and calponin homology domain containing 4. Lineage: Eukaryota; Metazoa; Chordata; Testudines; Emydidae. The transcript has 8 exons. The record is from RefSeq and is a predicted model, not a curated record. Bases 1 to 1071 code for a protein of 356 amino acids. Gene Ontology annotation, molecular function: protein binding.
AUGGCGGCGGGCGAGGCGGAGCCGGAGCUGCCCCCGCCCCCCUCGCCCGGCGGGCCCGCCACCGAGCGCGCCCUGGAGGAGGCGGCGGCCUCGGGCAGCCUGAGCCUGGCGGGGCGGCGGCUGCGGCUCUUCCCGGGCGGCGCGGCGCGGCGCUGGGACCUGAGCGACACCACCCAGGCCGCGGUUCCCCUCGUCCCCCCCGCAUACCCUGCCUCCUCCCCUCACGGCCAGGAUUGGAGGCCCUAUCCCAGCGUGGGGGGCACUUCCCGCCCCCUCGGGUGCCCGGAGCAGCCCCCUCACCUGGCUCUGUCUCCCCUCAGUGGCCCAUCAGAGAGCAGCAGCCUGCCCCCGAGGAAGCCGAGGACCCAGCCGCCCGGCGUCUCCAGCCCGGCGUCCCCUGGGCAGAUGCCCCAGCAGCAGGAGUCCCUCCCCCCGCCGGUCUCCAGCCCCCCGGCCCGGGAGCCCAGCUCGGCCCAGAAGCCCAGCAGCUUCCUCUUCCGCUCCUCGUCGCGGACCGCCAUCAAGCCCGGCUCCGCCUGUGCCCCCCACGACUGCACCGCGGACCACCAGCACCCCCUGCGGCUACGGGCCAGCUCGCACGACCUGGAUGAGAAGGAGUUAACAGCCCAGCUCCGCAAGGCCAUCGAGUCGCGGCUCAGCGUGACACUGACGGAGGACCUGGGUGACGCCCUGGCCAAUGGGGCCGUGCUGUGCCAGCUGGCCAACCACCUGCGCCCGCGCUCUGUGCCCUUCAUCCACGUCCCGUCUCCCGCCGUGCCAAAGCUGAACAAGAUCAAAUGUCGGAAAAACGUGGAGAGCUUCCUGGAGGCCUGUCGCCACAUGGGGGUCCCAGAGGUCGCCCUCUGCUCCGCCUCCGACGUGCUCCAGGGGGACGCCGGGCGGCUCCGGGGCACCCUGCGGGCCCUGCUGCGCCCCGGAGCCGCCGAGGAGAGCCCUGCCGCUGCCCACGCCGCGCCCGCCCUACCCGGGCCCCUCGCCGGCUUCGCCCUCUUCUAUGUCUCCGUGAUGUCGCUGCUUUUCCUGGCCUAUCACAAGCUCUGGGGCUUCUGAGGAGCCGCGGGGGGGCCCCAGCCCUGCCUAGUGCCUUAGAGAGACCCACGGCGGGGUGUGGGGCUGGGUAUCCCUCUGGGGCCUGGUGGAUCCCCGCUGCCGGCCCCCGACCGCCUUCAAACCCGCCUCCUCCUACAGAGACCUGCUGUGGGUCCCAGAGCCCUGGUGUGGGCCCCGCUCCAGGCUCCCCCUUGGGGGGCGAGCUAGCCCCCUUCCCCAGCUCUCCAGUGCCUCUCAGUGGCCACGGGCUGCCCUGCGGCCAGCUCGCUUCAGCUGCCUUAACGCGGUUAAAUUAUACGGCUCUAUAUUUGAUAUAUAUAUUGGAAGGCCGAGCCCGGCCGCCGGGCCCGGCAUGUACAAACGUGUAAAUAGCGUGUGGACUCGGGCGGCUCCUUCUCUCUCGGCGAUUUCCUGUUGUACGUGUGCCCCGUCCCCUGGCCGCUUUCGGUGUGUCCCGGCCGCCGCGUGUGUGUCAUGCCCCCCGCGCUGUCGCGUUCGCUGAGAAAAGCAGCGCUCCAACCCA